This is a messenger RNA of Haliotis rubra (blacklip abalone), 750 nucleotides long. RefSeq names its product visual pigment-like receptor peropsin. Bases 1 to 750 code for a protein of 249 amino acids. Gene Ontology annotation, biological process: G protein-coupled receptor signaling pathway. NCBI's taxonomy places the organism in Eukaryota, Metazoa, Mollusca, Gastropoda, Lepetellida, Haliotidae. Gene Ontology annotation, molecular function: G protein-coupled receptor activity. Gene Ontology annotation, cellular component: membrane. The transcript has 4 exons. The record is from RefSeq and is a predicted model, not a curated record.
AUGACCGGAGUGCGCUACAGGGAUGAAGUCCUGGAUGUGUACGUGAGACCAUAUGCUGGUGCUGUUGGUCCUGACUUCAUCCUCAUGGACGAUAAUGCACGUCCACAUCGUGCUAGGGUGGUGGACGAGUACCUGGAACGUGAGACAAUUGUUCGUAUGGACUGGCCAGCUCGUUCUCCAGACCUCAACCCUAUCGAGCAUGUCUGGAAUAUGCUUCAGACAUCGUGUACCGUGAAUUGGGCAGGAGAUCGGAUCACAGACAAAAUAUUCAUCGCAUCCCUCGUCCUGCUCGUCGUCAUACUUAACAUCAUCAUCAUGACCUACUGCUACAUCAACAUCCUUCGGAUGUGUUUCACUCUGGUGUUGGUGUUCUUGAUUUGCUGGCUGCCUUACGCCAUCAUGUCGCUGUUGGCGACGUUCGGACAGGCGGAGUCCAUACCUAUCUGGCUGACUGUGAUCCCCGUCAUGUCCGCCAAACUCUCCUCGUGCCUCAACCCCCUCAUAUACGUCGUGGUCAGCAACAAGUUCCGACAACGAUAUUUGGCAUUGUUAAAAUGCCCCCCAACUAACAGAGUGAAUAACAGUGGAGUCAGCGUUAUUCCUAUGCCCGAGAGAAAGAGGGCUCAACACCAAAAGCUAUCCUUGAACAUGAGUCCAACAGUUGGGAAGGAUGCUCAGGAGUGCCUUGUAGACAGUCCAAUCACUGAAAGGCCUGUCAGUCAACAACACUUGGAAUUAUCCAGAGAAUGA